CACCUCAAAAAGCGAGAAAAGCGAACAAAACCCGUUCUUUCAGGGACUCCUCUCACAUAGCCCUUAUUCUGCUUCUCAAAUUAGGGUUUCAAAUAAAGCGGCCAGAUCGGAUUUACCGUCCUAACUAGAAAGUCCAGUUCGACCGUUCGAGAUGACACAAGAGCAGGACAACAAAAGGGCGGUGCUGGUGCUGCAGAAUGAAGCCCCGUACAGCCAGCGGAGAUCCUAUACCAACGAGGACGAGGCCUGGAAGUCUUUCCUGGAGAAUCCGCUCACAGCUGCCACCAAGGCAAUGAUGAGCAUCAACGGAGAUGACGACAGCGCAGAGGCUUUGGGGUUGCUGUACGAUUAUUACAAGGUGCCAAGAGAAAAGAGAAUGCUCUCGACUUCAAAACCAGAAGUUACUUUGACUGAUGGUGAUCUCGCCAAAAGGAACUGCAUGGUUUCUGUGCCAGAACCAGCUAUGUUGGCAGGAGAGAACAGACUCCAGCUUUUAAAGGGGCUUCCACUCAACAUUGUCAUGCCUGGAAACCAGCAGGACAAGAGGAACCACUUCCCCUCCCCGGAUACCACAGUAACUGUCUCAAUUGCCACAGUCCCCAACUACGCCAUGAAGACUGAAGCAUCGUCCCACAGCUUCACGGUGGGGAACCCUCCCGGUGUACACUGUGCCGAGCCAGACAGCCGCAUCGUUGUGUUUGACCGUCGUCUCAACCCAGACCACUUCAGUCCCAACCCCCAGCCCCAGAACUCCCAACGCAGGACACCAGACUCCACCUUCACAGAGAGCUUCAAAGACGAGGCCGAUCAGGUAUUUUCUUUCCCUAGCGACCUGCAGUUAAGAAUGGAGCCGGAUGGUUAUACAUUUGACAGCAUUUCAGGGAAUCAUUUCGAGUACACACUGGAAGCCUCGAAAUCCCUUCGGCAGAAGUCAGGAGAUGGCACAAUGACCUACCUGAACAAGGGGCAGUUCUAUCCAAUCACACUGAAGGAGCAUGGAAGGGGCAAAGGACUGCAUCACCCAAUCAGCAAAGUCCGGAGUGUCAUCAUGGUUGUGUUUGGGGAAGAGAAAUGCAGGGAUGACCAGCUCAAGCACUGGAAAUACUGGCACUCUCGGCAACACACCGCCAAACAGAGAUGCGUUGACAUUGCUGAUUAUAAAGAAAGCUUCAAUACGAUCAGCAACAUUGAAGAGAUUUCAUACAACGCCAUCUCCUUCACCUGGGACAUAAAUGAUGAAGCAAAGAUCUUCAUCUCUGUGAACUGUCUGAGCACUGACUUCUCCUCUCAGAAGGGUGUCAAGGGCCUUCCCCUCAACCUCCAGAUCGACACGUACAGCUACAACAACCGCAGCAACAAGCCCAUCCACCGUGCCUUCUGCCAGAUCAAAGUGUUCUGCGACAAGGGAGCUGAGCGCAAGAUCCGGGACGAGGAGAGGAAGCAGUCUAGGAGGAAGGGGAAGGGCACUGACCUCCCUGCUCCCCUCAGUACCUAUUCAGACGUCAAGAUUCCACUUAUUGUCAAAAGGACUGACAUCACAACUUUCAAACCGAUGAGCGAGUUUGAGACUCAGCCCGUUCUCUUCAUCCCUGAUCUCCACUUUGCGAACCUGCAGCGCAAUCCAUUUGGCUCAGAAGAUAUGGCAGAAGGGGAUGGGAUGAAAAGGGGACCCUUCGUGUCCGAUGAAGACUUUGGUUCAACUCCGAGAAAAGUCGCCAGGAUUGAUGAGCACACAAAAGUGCUCCUGUAUGUAAGGAAAGAGUCUGAGGAAGUAUUUGAUGCAAUUUUGCUGAAGACCCCAUCUCUGAAAGGACUGAUGGAAGCAGUUUCAGAGAAAUAUGAUGUGCCAAUAGAAAAAGUGGAAAAAGUUUACAAGAAGUGCAAAAAAGGGAUCCUGGUUAAUAUGGAUGACAACAUUGUGAAGCAUUACUCCAACGAAGACACCUUCCAGAUAGCGAUUGAGGAAAUGGGAGGAUCCUAUAAACUCACCCUUACUGAAAUAUAAUUCAGAGGUUCAGAACUCGAGAAUUGAUGAAGUAAUAAAUUGUACAGUGCAUUAAUUAGGUAUCAAGUGCAUGAAUAUUUCGACGUACGAAGCUUGUCAAUACGCGGGCUGUAACAAAUGUUACAGCAUACAGACAGGACACUAGUUUACACAUUUCUAUUAUCUUCUGCGUUAUAAAGUUGAAUUAUUUUCUGUUUCUUGAACUACUGUUGCCUUUCAGGUAGCAAGUGGGCAUUUGGAAAAUUGGUUCCCAUGUUUUUGUGUGAAGGAAUUUCAUUAGAACUGGCAAAUUUGGUGGCAUUUUUGUUCUAAACAUCAUGUCAUAUAUAAUAAUAAUAAUAAUAAUAAUAAUAAUAAUAAUAAUAAUAAUAAUAAUAAUAAUAAUAAUGUUUAGCACAGUAACAUAAUGUAAAUUGUCAUAUGUGAUGAUGUAUAAGGAAAAGAUAAGAAUGCCUUGCCCGUACUGUGGAUCUUGUGGUACAUGAUCCAUAUUUUGCUGCAAAACACCUAAGGUCUUCCUCAAAAUCUUUAGUAAAUAGUACUAAAUUACAUUAAUAUUAAACAAAUGGUGUUAUCUUAAAAACAUCCGAAAACCUUUAACCCUGCUCUACACCUGUUUCCAUUAAUCACUGAAUAUAUUAUUUGUAUUUUUUUUUUUAUUGUAAUCAGCCCUGAGGAAAACCCUAGUUGGUUAAUAUAAAGAAGUGUGUGUCUUUCAAUGCACUGCAGUCCCGGACCUUGUUUUAACCCCUAACUCAGUUAUUGAACUGAGCAACACAGACUUGUAAAUUCAGCAGGUCCUUAACAGUAUUGAGACGUGCCACUGUUUAGGUCAAUAAAAUAACAACAAUGUUGACAUUUCUGGUGUUUUUUGUGAAGAGUGGUACAUGGAAAGCAAAUGUUCAAGUGGUGUUAUUAAAGGUGCUGUUUCCAUCACUUGCGUGUAGAAUUGUUGCCAGCCAGGGUCUUUUAAUUACCAAAAUUACAAAGCUGUAUAAUCUGUUUCUAUUUUAAAAUUACUGCCUCAGUUCUGGGGGUCUGAAUCCUGUUACUAUAACCUAUCUAGAAGUAUCCAGUCUUAUGUGUAUAGUAAGUGCAAUACAUAAUUUUAAAUAUAUAAUAUAAAUAUAUGUGUUUUAUACUCUACUCUCCUUCUUAAUGUUUUGCUAAGGAAUGGGUACAAAAUGUGUUCAGUGUCCAGAUAUUGUGUUAACAUUUCUUUUUUUUUAAACAUAUACAAAAUGGUAACUUCAGUCAUGCAUUGUCUCACUGUUACGGAUAUUUCGGGUCAUAGAAACGCUAUGUUUAUUUUUUAUUUUUAUAUCAGUCUUAUUGGUAAAAGGCUAUACUGUACUUGUCAUACACAAAGUACUUAACUGUUUGUCAUAAAACAGGGAAUGGGUUGUAUGUCCUUUUGUUUUGCUUGUGUAAUAUAAAUUAUGUAUAAAUGAUGUUUAUAUCAAAGGGAAAACAUUGAGCUCAGCUUUUUUUGUUUGUUUGUUUUACAUUGAUGAGAUCUUUUGUUUUUAAUAAACCCUGUUUAUGAUAUCAUGAA
Polyodon spathula (Mississippi paddlefish) is the source of this 3560-nucleotide messenger RNA. RefSeq names its product grainyhead-like protein 1 homolog. Gene Ontology annotation, cellular component: nucleus. Bases 152 to 2005 code for a protein of 617 amino acids. The record is from RefSeq and is a predicted model, not a curated record. Gene Ontology annotation, biological process: regulation of transcription by RNA polymerase II. Gene Ontology annotation, molecular function: RNA polymerase II cis-regulatory region sequence-specific DNA binding; DNA-binding transcription activator activity, RNA polymerase II-specific. Lineage: Eukaryota; Metazoa; Chordata; Actinopteri; Acipenseriformes; Polyodontidae. The transcript is spliced from 15 exons.